AUGAGGACGUGGGACAACCUAUUCCGCGACCUCGUGGCCGUCCCAAAAAGAAAUCCGAGCCUGUUGAUCUUGAGGAAGAAGCUCCUGAGUCUGAACAAGAACUUGCCGAACCCCAGGAACCUGUUCCCACGCCUCGUUCCCGUGGCCGCCCGAAGAAGAAGGUACACCAUUGGUCCAAGCAAGCCCGAGGAAACCACGCCGUUCAAGCAACCCGCAACAGCUCCCCGGCCACCUGGUCGCCCCAAGAAGCCAGUGCCAGAGGCUUCUCCUGAGGAAGUUGCGAGUGGCAAGUCCCAGAAAGUCCCAGUCACGGCAGCCACGAUAACUACGACCAAAGAUGAAUUGCGCGCCGAGCUUCUUGGUCUCUCCACUGGAUUCACUGAUGGAAAGCCAUAUAGCAUCACUAGUCGCGGUCGCGGCCGUCCCAAGAAGACCCAGACCGUGGAGACAGAAGAGGUUGACUCGAACGAGCAGUUGUUUGACGAAGUCGAGCAUAUGCCAAUCAAGCGUGGCCGAGGGCGUCCCAGAAAAUCCGACACCCCCGUCAAGAGUGCCCAGGGCACAGUCAGCCGUUUGCAACCUUUCAAACACUCUGAGACUGACACUAGCUCUACCCUUACGGCUAUUGUUACUGAAGGUGUCAAGAAAAGGGGCCGUGGGCGCCCCAAGAAGAAUAGUUUUUGGUUUCUGGGGGCUGUUGAGGUGACCACGAACACUCAGGCUAAGGGAAGUGAAGCCGAUGAUGAUGCCAUCGACAGCCAAAAGAUUGCUAAAGAGGAUGCCAAAAUUCCUUUGGCUAAAUUCAUUGAGCAAGAUGAGAAUGAUUCGGACCAAGACGAGGAUUACGAACCCUCCCCUUCUCCGUACCACUCUUCAUCGCCCUCUCCAUCCCACGCUCCGCCCCAGCUACCUUCAAUGCAUACCGUUUUCAGGAAAAGAGGUAUCAGCCAAGUCAACGGGACCGUCGAGAAAACCCCCAAAAAGCGGCUUGUGCACUUUACCGUUGCCAGAAAGACUGCUGCCAGGCGCUCGGCUUCAUCACCCAACACGCGGUCCCCGGCUUCGUCAGCUAACGAGCGGUCCCCGGCUUCAUCUCCCAAAGGGCUUGUGCCUAGUUCCCCUUUACGACAACUACCAGUAAUCCACUCCUCUCUUCUCUGA
Podospora pseudocomata is the source of this 1161-nucleotide messenger RNA. RefSeq lists its product as uncharacterized. The coding region runs from base 1 to 1161 and encodes 386 amino acids. Lineage: Eukaryota; Fungi; Ascomycota; Sordariomycetes; Sordariales; Podosporaceae. The record is from RefSeq and is a predicted model, not a curated record. The transcript has 2 exons. Gene Ontology annotation, molecular function: DNA binding.